AUGAUAGAAUUCUCUGGCUUGGUUCCUGACCUUCAGGAGCUCAGAAUUUGGUCAGAGAGGCAAAGACUACUCAACCAUCAGUGUGCAAAACCUGAAAAGGAUUCAAGAGAGGCCGCUGCCGGGCCCCCCACCCCACCCGCCAGAGCCACGCCCCACGCUCUGGCGGCAGGGGCGCCCGCGCCCAGGAAGGCCACCGUCACACACCCGGGGAAGGCGAUCCUGGCAGGCGACAUCGAAAUCUGCAUCACUUUCCCCACCGAGUACGUGAAGACGCAGCUGCAGCUGGACGAACGCUUGCACCCGCCGCGCUACCAGGGCAUCGGGGACUGCGUGCGGCGGACGGUCCACAACCAUGGCGUCCCGGGCCUGUACCGCGGCCUCAUCUCCCUGCUUUACGGCUCCAUCCCGAAGGCGGCCGUCCGGCUCGGGAUGUUCGAGUUUCUCAGCAACCACAUGCGGGACGCCCAGGGACGGCUAGACAGCACGCGCGGGCUGCAGUGCAGCCUGGGUGCCGGUAUGGCAGAUGCCGUGGUGGUUGUGUGCCCCAUGGAGACCAUCAAGGUAAAGUUCAUCCAUGACCAGACCUCCCCCAGCCCCAAAUACAGAGGAUUCUUCCACGGGGUCAGGGAGAUCGUUUGGGAACGAGGGCUGAAGGGGACGUACCAGGGCCUCGUGGCCACCGUGCUGAAGCAGGGAUCCAACCAGGCCAUUCUCUUCUUCGUCUUGACCUCCUUGCGCAACUGGUACCAAGGGGACAACCCCAACAAGCCCAUGAACCCUCUGAUCACUGGUGUGUUUGGAGCCAUCACAGGCACAGCCAGUGUCCGUGGGAACACUCCUCUGGACAUGAUCAAGACCCGGAUGCAGGGCCUGGAGGCUCACAAGUACCACAAAAUGUGGGACCGUGGCCUGCAGAUCCUGAGGAACGAGGGGCCCAAGGCGUUCUACAAGGGCACCGUCCCCCGCCUGGGCCGGGUGUGCCUGGACGUGGCCAUCGUGUUUGUCAUCUACGACGAGGUGGUGAAGCUGCUCAACAAAGUGUGGAAGACGGACUGAGCCCCGGG
Molecule: messenger RNA, 1064 nt
Organism: Balaenoptera acutorostrata (minke whale)
Lineage: Eukaryota; Metazoa; Chordata; Mammalia; Artiodactyla; Balaenopteridae
Product: tricarboxylate transport protein, mitochondrial-like
Biological process (GO): mitochondrial citrate transmembrane transport
Source: RefSeq, a predicted model, not a curated record